This is a messenger RNA of Sphaeramia orbicularis (orbiculate cardinalfish), 1888 nucleotides long. RefSeq names its product solute carrier family 35 member B1 (gene slc35b1). Gene Ontology annotation, molecular function: UDP-glucose transmembrane transporter activity; UDP-galactose transmembrane transporter activity. Gene Ontology annotation, biological process: UDP-galactose transmembrane transport. The transcript has 9 exons. The coding region runs from base 391 to 1374 and encodes 327 amino acids. Gene Ontology annotation, cellular component: endoplasmic reticulum membrane; Golgi membrane. The record is from RefSeq and is a predicted model, not a curated record. Lineage: Eukaryota; Metazoa; Chordata; Actinopteri; Kurtiformes; Apogonidae.
UGACGGUAGCGUUUUAAUUUGUCUAAAUAUAACCCUUAAAUGAAAACACUCCUCGUAUAUUGUAAUUACAGUCCAUAUUCAGGUGGGAAUAGCUUGGAUUUAAUGUAACAGCCGUUUUCGGAAUAAUUAUCAACAGCAGCGACACAAAAAAACAAUAAUGAGAUGAUUCGUGACUGUGCUGCUCCUGAAAAUUCAAUUAGCAAAACAGAGUCGGUGCGGAAAAGCGCCGGUUCGUAUUUAUCAUCCACACCGUCCGUCCACAGCUAACGGGAACACGCGAGCACCAUUUCCGGGCUCGUGACAGCGGCUAUAGUGGAGCGAGACGUCGGCGUGAGGGUCGCGGGGAGCGGAGCGGUGUCGGUGAGCAUUCCGGGGCUGGCGGAGGACGGCAUGGCUACGGGGAAAGGAGCAGGGAAGCCCGCCUCGUUGUGGGACAAUAUGCGGAUACGGUUCAUCGUCUGCUUCAUCGGAGUCUUUGUCUGUUACUUUUACUACGGAAUCCUGCAGGAAACCAUCACUCGUGGUGAAUAUGGCCAAGGAGAGAAGUUCAGAUUUGCCCGGACAUUAGUUUUCAUCCAAUGUAUCAUCAAUGCGGUCUUUGCUAAAAUAUUGAUCCAGUUCUUUGAAGGCUCUAAACCGGAUCACACUAAGAACUGGCUGUAUGGUCUGUGUUCGCUGUCUUAUCUGGGAGCCAUGGUGUCCAGUAACUCUGCCCUCCAGUACGUCAACUACCCCACACAGGUGUUGGGGAAAUCCUGCAAACCUAUACCAGUGAUGAUCCUCGGUGUGACCAUUCUGAGGAAGAAGUACCCUCUGGCCAAGUACCUGUGUGUUCUACUGAUCGUCACCGGCGUGGCUUUGUUCCUCUACAAACCCAACAAGAGCUCCGCCGUCGCAGACGACCACGUUUUUGGCUUCGGAGAGAUCCUUCUGCUGGUCUCUCUGACCCUGGACGGUCUGACCGGCGUGGCCCAGGACCACAUGAGGGCCCGCUUCCAGACCGGCGCCAACCACAUGAUGCUGAACAUCAACAUGUGGUCCACGCUGGUGCUGGGCCUCGCCGUGCUGUGGACCGGCGAGAUCUGGGAGUUCCUGAGUUUCUAUGAACGCCACCCGAGCAUCAUCUACAACAUCCUCCUGUUUGGACUGACCAGUGCUUUAGGCCAGACCUUCAUCUUCAUGACGGUGGUCUACUUCGGACCUCUGACCUGCUCCAUCGUCACCACCACCAGGAAGUUCUUCACCAUCCUCGGCUCCGUUAUUCUGUUCGGAAACGUCAUGAGUUCCAUGCAGUGGGUCGGCACCGUCCUGGUCUUUUUAGGUUUGGGACUGGAUGCUAAAUUUGGAAAAUCCCCCAAGAAGACGACACACUAAAACAUCUGGAGCACACGAGAGAACCCCCAAGACAAGGCAGACGAAACAGAAAACACUAUAGCCAGUAUCUUUUGUUGGUGGAGACAUGUUGUACAGGCACUUAUGGUUUAUUCAAGUAGCGUCAGAUUUUUAACUGUAUUUAAACGUAGGCGUCCUCAUUGAAACUGAAAGGACACUUCGUACCUGGGAUCAAGUCCUAAAUGAACGUCCAUGAGCCACUUGCAUCUUCUUUGGCCACAGGAUAAUAUACCAUGCUUUUACGGAAGCGGAAGAUACUGUUAUAUGAUAUUGUGUUUAUAUUUUUUGUGAUGCCAGCUCUCCUCCUGAGGACGGACACUGAACCACACAUGGCCUAAGAAUGAUAUUUCCAGCAUUUUCCUCAUGAACUUGCCUUCACAAGAGGCCUGGUUUACAAAAUGUUUGAAUGUGGUUUAUUUUUGUCAAACAUUCAAUCACGUUUCAUGUCAUUCAUAAAAUAUAAACGGUUAUACGUAGCCUUUUCUGUUCAACCCUA